AUGCGAUACAGAGAGUGCACAGAAUUGACGCAAGGUUGGGGUAUAGAACUAGAAGAUCGAAAGGCCAUGAAACCAAUAGAACUCUAUCUUUUACGGCAUGUAAAUGAGGAAGAAUAUAUAUGUUCCACAACAAUUCCUGUGCUCGGAAUCAAGACCCCAGAUGUUCUCGAGUAUCCAUCCAAGAUUCAUGAUAACGCUCCAAAGCGCAAGACUGCUCAAGUUCAGUGCGUACUCCGCAACUAA
Molecule: messenger RNA, 243 nt
Organism: Botrytis fragariae
Lineage: Eukaryota; Fungi; Ascomycota; Leotiomycetes; Helotiales; Sclerotiniaceae
Exons: 3
Coding region: 1-243 (80 amino acids)
Source: RefSeq, a predicted model, not a curated record